Molecule: messenger RNA, 354 nt
Organism: Aspergillus viridinutans
Lineage: Eukaryota; Fungi; Ascomycota; Eurotiomycetes; Eurotiales; Aspergillaceae
Exons: 4
Coding region: 1-354 (117 amino acids)
Source: RefSeq, a predicted model, not a curated record
AUGGCGGGAAACGCAUCCGUCAUAACGGUUGGCUCAUCCUCAUCCUCAGUCCUUUAUUCUACCUACUCGUCAACAAGCGACUCGACCAUUGCAGACGAGAAUCAGUCUGAGCCGGCCGGCCGUUCUCAGGCGGCAUCAGAUGGUCUUCCCCUGAGACUCGGUAACGAAACUAGGCUGCCUGCAAACUCGAACAACCGGGGGCCAGUCAAUGAAAAUAUCUUGGCUGAAAUUGCCUCCAUGGACCACCCGGAGAGAGAAUAUGUUUCACACUGGGAUUCGACAGCGCAGGUUGAUACCGUGAUGACAGGAGCUGUAGUCGGAGAUCAUGGUGACGGGAUCUUUGACAUUAUCUGA